This is a messenger RNA of Hemibagrus wyckioides, 3782 nucleotides long. It is a transcript of the gene aars2, whose product is annotated as alanyl-tRNA synthetase 2, mitochondrial (putative). The transcript has 22 exons. Gene Ontology annotation, cellular component: cytoplasm; mitochondrion. The record is from RefSeq and is a predicted model, not a curated record. Gene Ontology annotation, biological process: tRNA modification; alanyl-tRNA aminoacylation. NCBI's taxonomy places the organism in Eukaryota, Metazoa, Chordata, Actinopteri, Siluriformes, Bagridae. Gene Ontology annotation, molecular function: nucleic acid binding; amino acid binding; aminoacyl-tRNA deacylase activity. The coding region runs from base 79 to 3072 and encodes 997 amino acids.
CCCGCCAAUAGGACAGUUUACAGUAUCCUUUAGUGGCCAAUCACAGCAAGGAGGCGCGAUUUGACAAGACACAGCCCCAUGUCAACAAGCAAGAUGGCGGCGCGCAUCGGAGUUCUGCGUGUAAACUUAGUCCAUUUAAAGACUUUUUGGCCGUGUGUAAGGAGAUGUUCGACGCGGCCACACGCACCGGUUCGCGAGGAUUUUUCAGCCAAACGUGUACGACGGACAUUUGUGGAUUUUUUCAAGCAGGAAUAUGGACACAGGGUUGUUCCAUCCUCACCGGUCCGGCCCAGAGGAGACCCGAGUCUACUGUUCGUCAACGCCGGGAUGAAUCAGUUUAAGCCCUUGCUGCUGGGCUGUGCUGACCCACGCAGUGAGAUGGCCUCGUACCGGCGUGUGGUGAACAGUCAGAAGUGUGUACGCGCUGGUGGAAAACACAACGAUCUAGAGGACGUGGGCCGAGACGUGUACCAUCACACCUUCUUUGAGAUGCUGGGCAACUGGUCGUUCGGAGACUACUUCAAGGUAGAAGCUUGCGCGAUGGCCUGGCGCUUGCUAACAGAAGCGUACCGGAUCCCUGCCGAGCGUCUCUACGUGUCCUGUUUCUCCGGCGACGAGGCGAGCGGCCUGCCUGAGGACAAAGAGACGCAACAGAUCUGGCUUAGCCUCGGCGUGCAUCCGGAUCGCAUCCUUCCAUUCGGGAUGAAGGAUAAUUUCUGGGAGAUGGGCGAGACAGGGCCGUGUGGCCCGUGCACCGAGAUCCACUAUGACCACGUGGGCGAUCGGAACGCCGGCAAGCUCGUCAAUGCAGACAGUCCAGAUGUGGUGGAGAUCUGGAAUUUGGUGUUCAUGCAGUACAACAGGGAGGGUGAUGGAAGCCUGCGUCCUCUCCCCCAGUGCAGUGUGGAUACUGGAAUGGGACUGGAGAGACUCGUGACUGUGCUGCAAGGGAAACGCUCCAACUAUGAUACAGACCUGUUCACACCGCUACUGUCUGCCAUCCAUGAGUGCAGUAAAGUUGGUGCUUAUUCAGGACGGACUGGCGAGGCUGACCGAAACCGCGUGGACAUGGCGUACCGCGUGGUGGCUGACCACAUUCGCACUCUGUGUGUGUGCAUCGCAGAUGGGGUGUAUCCUGGGAUGACCGGGGCAGAGCUGGUUUUGCGACGCAUCCUGCGCCGAGCAGUGCGCUUCUCCACUGAGGUGUUGCAGGCUCACGAGGGAGCACUGGCGAGCCUGGUGCCCACCGUAGCCCACAUCCUGGGCGACGCUUAUCCUGAGCUGCAUACGGAAACUGACAGGAUCAUGGAAAUCAUUAAUGUCAACGAGGUGCAGUUUCUCUCCUCCCUCAAGCAGGGACGCAGAGUCAUCGAAAGGACGCUGAAUAAGAUGGACGGGAACACUGUCAUAUUUCCAGCCGCUGUGGCCUGGUCCCUGCACAGGAACCUGGGUUUCCCGCUCGACCUCAUCGACCUGAUGCUGGAGGAGCGCGGCAUGUCCGUGGACAAGCCCGGAGUGGAGCGGCUCUCGGCCGAACAUGACGAGUUACAGAGUCGGUCUGAAGGAGACGCCGGAGAGCGAGGACUCCAUUCUGACUUGCAGAGUCUCUCAGAGCUGCAGAGCAGAGGAAUUCCUCACACGGAUGACUCGCCGAAGUACAGCUACGUCCUGCAGCAAGGCGGCUCUUACGCAUUCCCUCCAUGCAGAGCCUCAGUGUUGGCGCUGUACAGCGAUCAGGGUUUGGUGUCCGAGGUCACGGAGGGUCAGCGAUGUUCUGUGCUGCUCGACCGAACUUGCUUCUACGCCGAGCAGGGCGGCCAGACACAUGACACCGGCUACUUCACCAAAGAUGGGUUACAGGAUGUGCUGUUCCCAGUCGAGUGUGUACGUGUGGCUGGGGGCUACAUCGUGCACGAGGUCACUGCAGCUGACACUCUGAAAAUCGGAGGCCAGUUAGAGCUUCACGUGGAUGAGGCUCAGCGCCUGGCCUGCAUGGUGAAACACACUGCCACUCAUGUGCUCAACUUUGCCCUGCGAGAGCUGCUGGGGUCAGAAGUCGUGCAGAGAGGUUCGCACGUCACCGCAGACCGACUACGCUUCGACUUCAGCUCCAAGGCCUCUCUGAGUGUAUCACAGUUGCAGGAAGUAGAGCACAUGAUCCAGACCAUCAUCCAACAGAACGACGUGGUCCACACAAAGGAAGUGCCUUUAGCACAAGCCAAUCAGAUUGCAGGACUGAGGAUGGUUGAUGAGGUGUAUCCUGAUCCGGUUCGGGUCGUGUCCCUGGGGGUCCCCGUAUCCAAGCUGCUCAGUGGCGACGCACACAAACGCACCUCAGUGGAACUCUGCUGUGGAACGCAUUUGUUGCGGACCGGAGGAAUCCAGGACCUCGUGAUCGUCUCUGAGCGGCAGAUGGUGAAGGGAAUCAGCCGCAUCGUAGCUGUGACUGGAGACGACGCCAAAAAUGCUCGGGAGGCAGGGCAAGCGCUGCUGGAGGAGGUGGACUCUCUUGCGGCUCGCAUCACUGCUGGCCCCGCCCACUCUCUACCAACUGCUUUAAGGCUCUCAAAAGAAGUCGGCCUCCUGACGGAUGCUGUAGAGAGCACUCCUAUUCCACAGUGGCAGAGAAGAGAGAUCCAGACUCGGCUAAAGGCUUUACAGAGGAGCACCAACACCAUCAUCCGCAAACUGGAGCUCAAAGAGGCUGCUGCCAAGGCACAGGUACUGUUGGGCAGACACUCUGAUAAAGCCGUGCUGGUGGACACGCUGGACACUGACUCCAUAUCUGUGGUGAUGAAGACUGUAAACCAGCUGAGCGAGCGCACUCCACACACUCUAGUCAUGCUCCUGUCUCACCUUCAGCCAUCAGGGAAAGUGCUGUGUGCAUGUCAGGUGCCUAAGGGUCAGACUGCCAUCUCUGCAAGUGAAUGGGCUCUUGCUGUUUGUAGCCGUCUGGGAGGGAAUGCAGGCGGCUCGGCGACUGUUGCUAAGGGGGUCGGCAUAGCGACCGACUCAUCCAGCCUUCAGGACACAUUACGCUGGGCGGAGGAGUUUGCAAACGGCAAACGAUAAAGCACACACACACACGUUUUGUGAAUCAUGGACUGUGUUUUUAGGUACUUAGGUUAUAGGAUAAAAAACUGUGGUGAGUCUUAACAAAGAAUUAACAAUGGGACCGGGUGUAUGACGUGGCCUGAUGUGGAACGGAGUUAUUUCUCUUAUAACAGCACAUCCUUAAGGGUUUUAUUUUUAGUCCUCUUAUACCACAGCAAUUAAAAAUUGUAAUUUAUUUUUAAAAUCCAUUUCUAGUUGUGAAUACACAUGAAACAAGACGGUUCCUCUUACUGGUAAUGUUCUAGCAGGUCAUUCCUUCACCUGCCACAGUGCAAACUUGUCUGUCCUGAAGACCCCCCUGUGCCAGAAAGCUCAAUCACUGACACUGGAGACUCCUUCCAUAAACAGACUUUAUUUGCAGUACUUUGUGGUGUCAUGUGUAUGAAAUGAGCUUUACUGCUGGAGGAAAUUAGACCCAUACCUUCUGAUCAAUCAGAAUGAAGACAGUGCUGUGGUAUAAACUGUAUUGAUGUACACUAUAGAAAACAUGCACCGCUUGACCAUACGCCUUUGUUUUAAAAGGCCUGCGCUUAUCUAUCCUCAUGGGGUUUACUGGGUUUUGUAUAUCUUAUGAGUAUCUGUUAAAUUAUUUUCCUGAUCUCUAGGAAUUUUGUUCAUUAUGUAAAUAUAAUAGACAGCUGAACAAAUAAACUAGAUAUGGUAAUAUA